Miscanthus lutarioriparius is the source of this 462-nucleotide messenger RNA. NCBI's taxonomy places the organism in Eukaryota, Viridiplantae, Streptophyta, Magnoliopsida, Poales, Poaceae. The record is from the annotation of a GenBank genome assembly.
AUGGCUCUCGAACAACAAGCUGCACCCAUCGCCCUCCUGCUCAUGGUCCUAGUCGCCGCGCCUCUCGCCUACCUCCUCCUCCUCCUCGUCGCCGCGCCUCUCGCCUACCUCCUCAUCGUCGUCGGCGGCGGCGGCAAAAAGAAGCCCUCUAGUGCUGGUGCACCCACGCUGGGCCGCGACGGCCGGAGGCUGCCGCUGCAGCCGUCGCCGCGGGGCCUCCCGCUGCUGGGCCACCUGCACCUCCUAGGCACGCUGGCGUCCCUGGCGUGCGCGCAUGGCCCGGUGCUGCUGCUCCGCCUGGGCUGUGUGCCCACCGUGGUCGUGUCCUCCAUGGCCGCCGCCGAGGAGGAGAUGCGGGCGCGCGACCUGGCGUUUGCGUGCCGUCCCACGAGCGCCAUGGCCGAGCGCCUCCUCUACGGCCGCGACAUUGUGUUCGCACCCUACGACGAGUACUGGCGCUAG